Messenger RNA from Onthophagus taurus, 473 nucleotides. RefSeq lists its product as uncharacterized. The record is from RefSeq and is a predicted model, not a curated record. NCBI's taxonomy places the organism in Eukaryota, Metazoa, Arthropoda, Insecta, Coleoptera, Scarabaeidae.
CAUCAACCAGAUGAGAUGUUUACUAAAAACAUUUUUAUCAUUUUUCUUUUUUACUUAUUUAUUGAUUUUGUGAAUACUCAAAAUGAUGGGACCAAAAAUGUAGACGAAAAUGAGAAAAUAAACGAAGAUGUAACAGAAAAUGCGACUGAAGAUAACGGUGGAAUCAUCUUUCAAAAAUUUGAUACUCCCCAAUUACUCCCAGAUGGGCGACAAACGUAUAAAUUCAGUUUUGAAACUGAGGGUUCGAUAAAAAGAGAAGAAAGAGGGGAAGCUGAUUCAAAAAAUGGAAUCUCAAUAAUCGGAACUUACACUUACCUCAAACCGGAUAAUACAAUCCAAAAAGUUUUUUACACAGCUGGUUCUAAAGGAUUCGUUUUAAUACCGGAAAAAGUAUUUUUAAGAUAUCGAGGUCGACAAAGAAUUCCCGCCCCAGCUUUGGCUUCUUUAGCAGGAUAAUUAAUCAAAAAAAAAAG